This is a messenger RNA of Paramecium sonneborni, 1214 nucleotides long. The record is from the annotation of a GenBank genome assembly. Lineage: Eukaryota; Ciliophora; Oligohymenophorea; Peniculida; Parameciidae.
AUGAAUUCUUUAAUUGAAUAGCAUAGAUCAACUUCUAUAAGAUAGAGGCAUUUUUUGAAUAUGACUUAAUCCCAGACUGGUAGAGUCUAAUCCUCUUUAAGUAACUUGGAUAAUUGUUCGGUAAUCUAAAAGGAGCUUAUCCAUAAACUAGUUAAGACAUUAAAAUCAGGUUAAAAUAAGAAAUGCAAAGAAAACAAAAGCAAAUAACCGAAAUCAAGAUCACAGUUAAAUUCAGGUUAAAAAUAGAGAAUGUUAGAAGAUAGAUUACACAAAUUAGAAAUAGCUAAUUCUCCCACUUAUGGUUCAAAAAAUAGAAGAACAUUUAAUUAGACACUUCCACAUAUUAGUUAGGACAAAUAUAAGAGUUUUAAAAUGUUAUAAUUUCUUGGUAAGGGGAGAUAUAGUAAUGUUCAUUUAGCUGUUGAUGAAAAUACAAAUUAUCAUGUAGCUCUAAAAGUAAUGAGGAAAUAAUAAAUUUGUUCUAUGUCAUAAAGUAUAGCAUAAGAAAUAAAAAUAUAAUACUUAUUAAACCAUCCUAAUAUAGUUAAACUUUAUACUUUUUUUUAAAAUAGUAAGUGAUAAUAUUAACAUAUUUUUAGCAGAUGAGAUAGUAUUGGUAUUGGAAUAUUGUCCUUAGGGUUAAAUCCAUAAGAUUUUAAAAAGUUUACCAGAAUGUUGCUUUCCAGAAGAAUUAGCAUCAUCAUAUAUAAAAUAAAUUUUAAGUGCAUUAGUUUAUUUGCAUAGAAAUGGAAUAAUUCAUAGAGAUUUAAAGCCUGAAAAUAUAUUUUUAUGUUAUGUAAGAAGAUUGUAAAUAAAUUUAGAAUUAAGUAAAGAUAGCAGAUUUUACAUAUUCUGUUUAUUCUCCUUAAGAUGAAAGAUAAACUUAAUGUGGAUCUCUAGCAUACUUAUCACCAGAGAUUAUAAGAGGAGAGAAUUAUGAUAAGAGUACAGAUAUGUGGUCUUUAGGAGUUUUAGCAUAUGAAUUAUGCUGUGGUGAAACUCCUUGGGAAGAUUUAAGAUAAGAUGAAAUGCAAUAAAUGAUUUAGGAUGGUACAAUCAAAUUACCCAAUUCCUUCUCAGAUGAGCUAAAAGACUUUAUCAGUAAAUUAGUUACAGCUGAUUCAAAAAUGAGAAUGACUGCAAAAUAAGCAAUAAAUCAUCCAUGGGUCUAGCAAUCAGAAAUAUAGUUAAGUAAAUUUGAAUUCAACAUUUGA